Molecule: messenger RNA, 1131 nt
Organism: Humulus lupulus (European hop)
Lineage: Eukaryota; Viridiplantae; Streptophyta; Magnoliopsida; Rosales; Cannabaceae
Product: probable pectinesterase 29
Exons: 6
Coding region: 1-1131 (376 amino acids)
Biological process (GO): cell wall modification
Molecular function (GO): pectinesterase activity
Source: RefSeq, a predicted model, not a curated record
AUGAAAGCAUUCUGUAAAGGCUUCACGCACAUAGGAUACAAGUACUCUCUUAAGAAUUUAGCCAGGUCAGUCCAUUUCACAGGGUUGGCGAAUCUAAGAACUGCUUUUGAUGGUGACGGUCACGGUCACAGUCAUGAUCGUGUUCUUCCUCAUGGUGAUGGGCUAGCAAAUGGUGAAUAUUGGCAAAGUAGAAGAGUUGGAGUCAUAAGCAAUGGAGGUAAUUUCCAAACAAUCACAGUGGACCAGUCAGGUCAUGGAAAUUUCAACACCAUACAAUCUGCCAUUGAUUCAGUCCCUUCAAACAAUAAGUAUUGGAUUUAUAUCAUAAUCAAGGCUGGAGUUUACAGGGAGAAGAUAACUAUUCCUUCAAAUAAGUCAUUCAUAAUUCUCAAAGGAGAAGGAAGACGUGAAACGCAGGUCGUUUGGAAUGACCAUCAAACAAUUGCACAGAGUCCAGCUUUCUCUUGUUCAGCUAGUUUUGUUGUUGUCCAUUCCAUGAGCUUUACAAACUCAUACAACCACCCCGCCGCCGCCGCCAACCAGAACCCGAGAGCUCCGGCAGUGGCGGCCCUUGUCUCCGGGGACAAGAUCAAGUUCUAUAAUUGUGGGUUCUAUGGGUUGCAAGACACCUUGUGGGAUGAUAGUGGUAGACAUUACUAUGAGAAUUGCCUCAUUGAGGGUGCAGUGGACUUUAUUUUUGGUAGUGGCCAAUCUAUUUUUGAGCAAUGUACAAUUUCAGUGAUAGGAGGAUCACUUGAGGCAGGUUAUGUAGGGUUCAUCACAGCACAAGGAAGAACAAAGAAUAAUGAUGGGAGUGGAUUUGUGUUCAAGAAUUGCCAUGUUGAUGGAACUGGUUCUGUCUUCUUAGGCAGACCAUGGAGACCCUAUUCAAGAGUACUCUUUUACAACUCAUAUUUAUCAAAGGUCAUUGUCCCUCAGGGCUGGAAUGCUUGGAAUUCUGUUGGCUAUGAGGGCCAACUGACUUUUGCCGAAGAAAGUUGUUCUGGACCGGGAUCUGAUCUUUCCCGACGAGUAACAUGGGAGAAGAAAUUAAGCAAGGACACUUUGAACCAGUUGACAAGCUUGAAUUUCAUUGAUAGUGAACACUGGCUUGCACAAAUGCCACUUUAA